Molecule: messenger RNA, 2457 nt
Organism: Trichomonas vaginalis G3
Lineage: Eukaryota; Parabasalia; Trichomonadida; Trichomonadidae
Product: armadillo (ARM) repeat-containing protein family
Exons: 1
Coding region: 1-2457 (818 amino acids)
Source: RefSeq, a predicted model, not a curated record
AUGAAUAAUCAGUACACUGCGCUAUUCAAGCAACUUACAAACUACACAGCUAGUGAUGCCCAAGAUCCAAAAGAGCAACCAGAUAAUGCUAAACUCUGGGAGAUGCUUCUUGACGUCGCUUCCCAAUCAGAUAAUCUCCAGAUCUACUUCGAAGUCUUCUCUCACUACUUAAACCUUGUCCCAGAAUUCCGCUCAACCCCAUGCCAGAGACUUCUUGAUACAAUGGCAAAGGGUGCUGAUAAGUCCAUCAAGGCUGAAGAGCGUGCCAAGAUUGUUUUACCACUUUUCAUUGCUCUUCCAUUCACAACAUGCGAAAAUGCCGUCCAAAUCAUCAAAUCAGCCAUCGCCAUCGCUGAUGAUCUCAUGAAGGAGAAGAACGACAUUCCAACUCAGUACAUUGAGAACUUCGAUGACAUCUUACUUGACGCUAUCGAAGUUGACUACGUCCCAGAAAUCCUCAAGGCAUUCAAGGAUUCAAUCGAAGGAGACAUGUUCGUUGCUGGCCUCCUUUGCUUUGCUCCAGUCGUUGCAGAUGCCUGCAGAAUGGCCCCAGAGAUGAUUUCAGACUACAUCGCCUACAUCGCAAAGGCAUUUGAAGGUGAACUCUUAUCCAAGGCUGCUGGCUGCCGUUUCAUCGACUUCCUUUGCGACUACUUCAUGGAUGAUAUGGAAGUUUGCCCACCAUUACAGCAACUUCUUGAUUUUGUCCUCCCAUUAAUGAACGAGUCCAACAUUAACUGCGUCAAGAUUGCUUACCACGCCCUUUGCGCUAUGGUCGAUGCCCAUGUCUUCCCAGAAGAAGAUGUUGACGCAAUCCUUGCCUUAUUGGACAAGUUUACAACACCAACCGCUUACAAGUACUUCUUCAAGAUCCUCCGCAUCAUCCUUUCACCAGAUGAUGAUUCAUGCGAUUGCGGAGACGAAUGCUGCGAACAUCACCAUGAUGAUGACGGAGAACACGUCAAUCUUCAGACAGUUCAGAAGCUUCUUACAUUCUCUGUCGAGACAAUCAAGAGCGACAAGAGCAACCUCAUCAAAUCCCACUGCUUCGACCUUCUUGCCGAUAUUGCUUCUCUUGACAAGGAUUACAUCGAAGAUUCCUACCAAGAAGUCUUCGCUGUUGCCAAGAAGUUCAUCGAUGAGAACCAAUACGAAACAUACCCAUGGAUCACCGCAUUCCACAUCAUCGGCCAAGAAUACUUCCCAAUGCAGACAAAGGAGAACGUCAAGCAGAUCAUCACAGCCGUUAUCUCCAACAUCAACAACGAAGCUGUCGGCGACAAGAAGCUCAGAUACAUCAUGUUCACAGAUGUCUGCCAUCUCAUUGGCAAAGGCGGCAGCGACGAACACAUCCAAGAAGCUACAAGAAUCGCUCUCGAAAUACUCAAUGAUUCAGACAUUAAGUUUGUCAGCCAUGGCUGUGCCGCCACAAUCUGCUUACUUCCAAAGCUUUCUCCAGAAUCCGCUGCCACAGCAUUCGAGACAGUUUCCACACGUGCCAAGCAGACAGAGAGCUCCGAGGAACUCAACCAGCUCAUGGAGACACUCAACCAACUCCUCGAGAAGUUCUCCAUUCCACACGAGAAAAUCGAACCACUUAUCAAGGCCAUUCUCACUGGCGACAUGAAGACACUCAACGGAAUGAAGCCAGUCGACAUCAUCCCAUCCGAUGGCUCAUACUUUGUCUUCCUUGCCUCAUACAUCCGCAAGUACCCACUUCCAGGUGCAGAAGUCUGCAACACACUCAUCCAGUGGCUUGAAGCAAAUGUUGAAGAUUCCAUCGAAAUGGUUCUUGAGCCACUCUCCGCCGGUGUUGAAGCAUGCGCUGUCAAGGAAGAUGGUGCAAAGAAGAUUGUCUCCAUCAUCAAGGAAUACAUCAGCAAGCUCUCUCCACACGAGAUCUCCAUUGUUGAACCAGCCCUCGACUGCCUCACAGCAAUCAACCAGUCAUAUCCAUCAACACUCAAACCAGUCGAUGACAUCUUCAACUACCUCACAGAGGCUGUCCAGCAUCUCGCCGAGACUGGUGAAGAGGAAGACUUCGAGUACGAAGGUGUCCAGGCAAUGCCAACUGUCGCUAAGUUUGUCUUCAACGUUUACGCAAAUGAUGCUGAAGUUGAAGUAAAUGAGGACUUACUUGGCUCCCUUGUCUCUAUGAUGCCAUUCACACCAGAAUUCGAAGGAACAAGCGAAUUACUCCAGUGCCUCGUUGACAUGUUAUCUGACCAGGAAAGAUUUGAGUCAAUUGUCUUAGUAACAUUGAAGAUGUUCACAGAACUCUUACUCCUCAAGAAGACAGAACUCCAGGAAUUCAACAUCGAUGACGAAGUUCUCAAGGCUAUGAAGGAUACACUCAAGCAGAUUUGCAAGAAGAAACCAGCUAUCGCUAAGCAAAUCACUAAGGAAUUCCAGUCUUCCCGCAGCAAGGUCAACCGUUUCAACACUCUCAUCCGCUAA